AACCACAGCCACAAGUCCUUAACAACUCCACCAAAUCGACCCUCAUUCCGCCAUUCACAACCAAAACUCUCUCUCUCUCUCUCAUCUUCUUCGUCCUCUUCUUCUAUCUUUCUUCUACAUGGUUAUGGAUACACUGAAAUCUGAUCAGCUAACGCAGCUAAAAGACAUAUUCAAGCGCUUUGACAUGGACUCGGAUGGCAGCCUAACCCAACUAGAGCUUGCAGCUCUCUUAAGGUCUCUUGGGCUCAAGCCUACAGGCGACCAACUGCAAGUAUUGUUGAGCAACAUGGACGCCAAUGGCAAUGGGUCCAUCGAGUUUGAUGAAUUGGUGGAGGCUAUUUUGCCAGACUUGAAUGAGCAGAUUCUAGUCAACCAGGAGCAGCUCACAGAGGUUUUCAGAUCAUUUGAUCGAGAUGGCAACGGCUACAUAACUGCAUCUGAGCUUGCAGGGUCCAUGGCCAAGAUGGGGAGUCCCUUAUCAUAUCGAGAACUCUCUGAUAUGAUGAGAGAAGCGGACAUUAAUGGAGAUGGCGUCAUUAGCUUUAACGAGUUUGCAACCAUCAUGGCCAAGUCUGCUGCAGAUUUCCUUGGCCUUGCAGUGUUCUAGUUGAAGGGUUGUAGGUUAUGGAUGAAUUUGGCUUGAUCUUGCCUUUGAUUUUUUUUCCCCUUUUUUUCUUGAUUUUUAUGUGUAUCUUGGAGGGUAAAUGUCUUGGGGAGGAGGGCUUCAAUUUCCAUGAUUGAAGGUUUUUUUUUCUUGAUUUUUGGGUGUAUCUUGGAGGGUAAAUGUCUGGCGGAGGAGGCCUUCAAUGUCCAUGAUUGAAGGAGGAGGAAGAGGAGGAGGAGAGGGUGGAGGAGAAGACCUAUUCAAUGAAUGUUAAAUGAAAAAUGUGACAUUUCAACUUCUCUUACUCAGAAAUUAAUUUAUGAACUCAUCUUCUAGUAUUUAUGAACUUAUU
This is a messenger RNA of Vitis riparia (riverbank grape), 956 nucleotides long. Its product is annotated as probable calcium-binding protein CML16. Bases 119 to 607 code for a protein of 162 amino acids. The transcript has a single exon. Gene Ontology annotation, molecular function: calcium ion binding; enzyme regulator activity. The record is from RefSeq and is a predicted model, not a curated record. Lineage: Eukaryota; Viridiplantae; Streptophyta; Magnoliopsida; Vitales; Vitaceae.